Molecule: messenger RNA, 2063 nt
Organism: Drosophila nasuta
Lineage: Eukaryota; Metazoa; Arthropoda; Insecta; Diptera; Drosophilidae
Gene: P5CDh1
Product: delta-1-Pyrroline-5-carboxylate dehydrogenase 1
Exons: 8
Coding region: 242-1963 (573 amino acids)
Cellular component (GO): mitochondrial matrix
Molecular function (GO): L-glutamate gamma-semialdehyde dehydrogenase (NAD+) activity
Source: RefSeq, a predicted model, not a curated record
GAAUAUUUAAAAUUUGGCACAAGCAUCCACACAUACACACACACACAUACAUUCGCUCUCCUACAUUUUUGUCUAACGGAUGGAUACAUAGAAGGUAGUCUCGCUAAGGCCAAACAAAUACACGGACCGCGUAUCUCUCGUUCGCCACAACAAAUCAAACACUCAUCGAAAUUCUAGUGAAGCAACCAGUAGAAAGACAGGCCCCUCUACACAUCAAAAUUACCAUUUUCAGUACUCCAAGAUGUUGCAAUUCAUGCGUAAUGCGAAUGCGGGCCUCGCUGUCCAACAGAGCGCCAUUAAAAGGUGUGUGCGCAGUCUAGGCAGCGUUGUCCACAGUCCCAAUUUGAAAGACGUGUCCGUUGCCAAUGAACCCAUUUUAACGUAUCGCAAAGAUUCAAAAGAGCGUAAAGCAUUGCAGCAAGCACUGAAAACAACCGCAGCGAAAUGUGAGGAAGUUCCCAUUGUGAUCGGUGGCAAGGAGUUUAAGACGGAUCAGGUGGUGCAUCAGGUGAUGCCACACGAUCAUCAACACAAACUGGCCAAGUUCUACUAUGCGGACAAGAAGCUCCUGGAGCAGGCCAUCAAAACGGCGGUUGAAACGCAACCCAAAUGGGAUCGUGUGCCUUUCGAUGAGCGCCUAAAGAUUUGGGAGCGUGCUGCCGAUUUGAUGGCAGGCAAAUAUCGUCAGGAGUUGAACGCAGCCACCAUGUUGGGCCAGGCGAAAACCAUCAUUCAAGCGGAAAUCGAUGCGGCUUGCGAGCUCAUUGAUUUUAUACGCAUACACGCCUACUUUCUCAAGGAGUGCGUCAAGUAUCAGCCCAUCAGUGAGGACCUAAAGGUCACCAAGAAUUCAUUGCGUUAUCGUGGCAUUGAUGGUUUCAUCGCUGCUGUCAGCCCAUUCAACUUUACGGCCAUCGGUGGCAACUUGGCCUACACGCCAGCCUUGAUGGGCAACGGUGUGCUGUGGAAACCCUCGGACACUGCUCUGCUCUCCAACUGGCGCAUUUUCAAUAUUAUGCGCGAAGCUGGCUUGCCCGAUGGCGUCGUUAAUUUCGUGCCCGCUGAUGGCCCCGUCUUUGGUGAUACAAUAACCGCCUCGCCACACCUGGCUGCCAUCAAUUUCACCGGUUCCGUGCCGACAUUCAGUCGCUUGUGGAAGCAGGUGGGUAACAAUAUUGACAAAUACAAUAACUUUCCGCGUCUUAUUGGCGAGUGUGGUGGCAAGAAUUACCACUUUGUUCACUCGUCAGCGGAUGCGCAAUCUGUUGUCACAUCCACAAUACGUUCCGCCUUCGAGUACAGUGGACAAAAAUGUUCUGCCUGCUCCCGUAUGUAUGUUCCAGAGUCGCUGUGGCCAGAGAUCAAAGAGGGAUUGGUAGCGGAGGCGUGCAAACUGAAGAUUGGCGAUGUGCAGGACACUAAGAGCUUCACAUCGGCUGUCAUCGAUGAUAAAGCAUUUAAACGCAUUACUGGAUACAUUGAGCAUGCCAAAAACAGUUCGAAUUUAGAGAUCAUUGCUGGCGGCACGUAUUCGGACAGCAAAGGUUACUUCAUCAAUCCCACGAUUGUGGUAACCAAGGAUCCCAAAGAUCGCAUUAUGACUGAGGAAAUCUUUGGCCCAGUGCUGACGGUUUAUGUGUACAAAGAGAAGGAUUUGUUUGAUACAAUGAAGCUGGUGCAUACAUCAACGCAAUUUGCCUUGACCGGCGCCGUUUUUGGCCAAGACGAAGAGUUCAUCAAGUGUGCUUUGGAGGAGUUCAAGACGUCGGCGGGUAACUUCUAUAUCAACGACAAGUCGACAGGAUCGGUGGUGGGACAACAGCCAUUUGGAGGUGGUCGCAAGUCUGGCACUAACGACAAGGCUGGCGGACCCCACUACAUUCUGCGCUGGACAUCGCCGCAGUCAAUUAAGGAAACGUUUGUGCCCCUGCGUGACGUCAACUAUCCCUACAUGGAGGAGUAAGAAGUGAACUCGUGGAGGUGAAACUUUAAGAAAACGACAGGAAUCUCAUUGCAUAAAAAAGAAACAAAAACAAAAGGAAAACUACUCAAGCUAUAAAAAG